CGUAUCUAGAUAAUAUAAACUGAGACGAAUUUUUUAGUUUUAGUUUUCAUGUUUUAUAAAAAUUAGAAACGAAAUGGAUUUAAAUAUUUCCGAUAUCAAUAGUUUAGCAUAUGCAGAUCUACAAGAAGAAUACAAGAAACUAUUCCUCAACUACCAAAAUUUGAACAAAAUUCAUGAGAGUGAUCUGCAACAAAUAUAUGAACUGGAAAGAAAUAUAAAAAUCAGUAAAGCAGCAGAAGAGCAUUUAGCACAAGAAUUAGAAAUAAUUUCGAAUUCGCAAAAUGGAGAUUUAGAAAAGUCAAACAAGAAAUUGAACCAAGAAAUAGAAGAACUGAGAAGAAAAUUGACAGAUUUGGAAGAUUACAUCGAAAUAUUGGAAAAAAAGUUAGAAAAUUCCAAUUCAGAAAAUAAUAAAUUGCAAGAAAAAUUAUAUGAAAUCUCAGCAGCCGUUGAAAAUGAUAGCAUCGAAACAAAUCAGUUUUCUUCAGAACAACAAGAAAAACUGGAAAUUGAAAAUUUAAAGCUACUGGCGAAAUUGAACGAAUUCGAGGAUGAAAUUCAGAAAUCCUGUAAAACCAUUGCAGAAAAGGAGAUAUUAAUAGAAGUUUUAAAAGAAGAAAUUCAAUGUUAUCAAGAAAAUUUAUGUGCAAAAAGAACUGAAUUAGAAGAGAAAACAACAUUAUUAGAAAGUCAACAGGAAAGAAUUAAUGAAUUAAAUACGGAGUUAACCAGCUUAAAAUUACAGCAGGGAAACGAAAACGUCAAAGGAAAUUCGCUUUUUGCUGAAGUUGAUGAUCAAAGGCAGGAAAUGAAAAGUAGGCUGUUAUCACAAAAGAAAAUUUAUUUAGAAAUGAAAAAGGUGCAUAAUGAGAGUUUAUUUGAAAUUCGCCGCUUAAAACGUGAAAACUCAGCUAUGCAAGCUGAAGCUCAAGCCUGUGUGUCUAUAUUUUUAAAUUCAAAAAAAUUUUAUGAAGAUAAAUUACUAGAAAGAAUAUCUUUUCUAUCCAAACAAAAUGAAGAGUUGGAGAGAAAAUUAAGUGUUAGUCAAGAUCGGUUGUUAUCGCUGGCUGAAAAAAAUGAGAUAACUUGGUUGGAUUCAAUGAUGACAUUUUGCAGAAGUGAAACAACAGAAUUAAAAAAGCAACUGCAGAAUAUUCGUCUUCAAAAAGGAAUCAUAGAGAAACAUUAUCGUGAUUCUCAGACUGAGUUGGCAAAAUGGAGAUUUGAGGCGCUAAAAUUACGCUGUAUUUUGAUAGACCGUGAAUCAUUGUUGGAGCAAAAUUCAAUAAAAUUUGAAGAUUCACGUGAAAUGAAUGUUAAAGUAAAAGAGGAUAUCGCUAAAAGCGUUCCUCAAAUUUUGUGGAACAAGAAUGAUUUCCAAAGUCCAACAAAUACUAUUGAUUUGAAAACAUCAUCAAAUAAAGAAUGCAAUAGUUCAAAUAAUACCACAUGUUCAAUAAAUUCAAAUAAUUCAAUAAAUACCCAAAAGCAAAUUUUGUUGCAAUCAACAUUUAAUAAUGAUUCCAAAGAUCUUAAUGACAAAGACACGAGUAAUAAAAUUAGAGUUACUGAGGAAGAAUUUUCUAAGGAAAAUUCAAAACUAGAGUUAUCAAAAAUAUUCGAAACAAAAGACAACUCGCUAAUAUAUACUAAUACUUCCCGCACUGAACAGGGUAAAGUUUUAAAUUUCAAAGAUAUUAAUAAUACCGGACCCACUGGCACUAAACUUGAUUAUGUUCGAAAUAGUUCAGAAAAAAAGGCGGAUGAAGAUAAUGAAAAAAAUUUAAUUUUUGAAAAUAAAUUUGAUAAAAAGUCGGUUAAAUUUCCGAAAGAUAUUGAAAAUAAAGUGGAGGAUGAGAACAAAAGAACAAUGAAAGUUAUUUCCAAACGUACCAAAUCCAAUAUAACAAUAAAAAAAAUAAUAAUUAAAUCAAAAGAUGAUAAGUUAUAGCUUAAUUUAAAAUUGAUUGUAAGAUGAAACUCUAAUUGAGAUUUGUAAUAAGAUCUUCUAUAAAGAAUUUCCAAUUUUAAUUUUUAUGUAAACCUAUUGCUUAUUGGAUAUUAAAUAUAAAUAGAACAACAAAAUUAAUAUUUCGUUAAUUAAUAUUCUUUAAACCAA
This is a messenger RNA of Condylostylus longicornis, 2119 nucleotides long. RefSeq names its product protein Spindly (gene Spindly). Bases 74 to 1951 code for a protein of 625 amino acids. The transcript has 6 exons. NCBI's taxonomy places the organism in Eukaryota, Metazoa, Arthropoda, Insecta, Diptera, Dolichopodidae. The record is from RefSeq and is a predicted model, not a curated record.